AUGUUCAACCUUCCGAACGAACUAGUCGGAGUGGUAAUUAGCUAUAGUAAUAAACCUGUAGCUGCAACCCUAGCCUUACUCAACAGGCGUUAUAAUCGCAUUGCAACCCCAUUUCUAUACGAGAAAGUUACGCUGAAAAAGCGACGACAAGUGCGGGCUUUUCAUUGGGCCCUUGUUCAGCGACCAGCAUUCCACGGUUAUGUCAGAACACUCGAGCUUCUGACCUUGACUAUUGACGUAUUUUAUCCCGAUGCUAAACCAGAGGAAGAUACUAAACAACUACUGAUGAAACUCCCCCAACUUGUCAACCUGGUCUUGAAUGUUGACCAUUACUCGAUGACAUAUCUAUUUAACCAACCCGAAUAUCCAUUCCUCCUCCGCCGGUUUUCUGCAAAUUCAAUCAAAAGCAAAGGAUUUAUCAAAUUUCUGGAAUCACAGAAUCGAAUUGAGUCUAUCUGUCUUAAACCACAUGCCGGUCUGGGCAGGACGCCGGGUGUUCUUCCUGUGCUUGAACCACAUGUUCUCCCUAACCUGAAGCAGAUCGAUGCGGUAGCCACUACGGUCAUGAAUCUGGUUCCCAGUCGCCCCGUGUCUCAAAUAUCAGUGGACCGUAGUUGGGAUCGCUCCUAUGGGAUGUACAACGCUAUCCCGCGCUCGACAGCACCACUGACUUACUUCCGGGAUCAAAUCAAGCUGUCAUGGGGGCCAUGGGGAACUCAGGUGUUGGAAUUGAUUGAAAAACUUGGUCACAAUCCGGAGGAACUGAAAGAACUUGUAAUUCAUAUUGCCGUCAGUGACAAUGGAGACCGUAAUACCCUCGCACAACUUUGGGUAAAUUUUGACCCCACAACUCUGAAGACACUGGCAGAUAUACGGUCCUACUUGACGAAGUUUUGUAACCUUAGCAAGUUCCGACUCGAAGGUCUGAUUGGAGGACAUCCAAACCACCCAGAACUCCAAUUCGGGCUCUGGGAAAAAUCGUGCCCGCUCCUGGAAGAGUUCACGUUGUUCAAUGUGACCGUGAAAAGGGCGUAA
Molecule: messenger RNA, 1035 nt
Organism: Rhizoctonia solani
Lineage: Eukaryota; Fungi; Basidiomycota; Agaricomycetes; Cantharellales; Ceratobasidiaceae
Exons: 2
Coding region: 1-1035 (344 amino acids)
Source: RefSeq, a predicted model, not a curated record